AUGCAUGAUGUAGUUCGUGAUGUUGCACAUAUCAUAGCACCCAAACACAACCAUACAUUCUUAGUAAAAGCUGGUACUAGUUUGAAAGAAUGGCCAGAAAGAGUUACAUUUGAAAAUCUCAUGUGUAUCUCAUUGAUGUUAAAUGAUAUUAAAGAAGUACCAGAUGCGAUAGAAUGCCCAAAGUUGCAGUCGUUACUACUGCAACGAAAUUCCAAAUUGGUUGUCCCUAACAAUUUCUUUAAAGGCAUGAAAAAUCUUGGAGUUAUAGAUUUAAGUGAAACUCAAUUAUCAUCAUUACCUGAGUCACUUUCCUUUCUUGUAAACCUUAGAACUUUGUACCUUAAUGAUUGCAAAUUGGGUGACUUAUCUAUAAUUGGAGAUCUAAGCAAACUAGAAAUUCUUAGCCUUUGUAGUUCUAAUGUUAGGGAAAUCCCCAUAUCCUUUAGCCGAUUAACUCACCUGAGGCUAUUAGAUUUGAACUAUUGUGAAGAGUUGACACGAAUACCACUUGGUGUCAUAUCCUCUCUUUGUAAAUUAGAGGAGUUGUAUGUUUUAAAAAGUUUUAGCCUUUGGGAUUUAGAAGGAGAUGAGGGAGAUUCAAGUAGCAAUGCGAAGCUUGCUGAGUUACAAUUCUUGUCUAGAAUAACUAGUUUGGAAAUUAUUAUCCCAAACUUGAAUUUCUUAAUUGAUAAUCAUGUGCUGUUCAAAAAUCUAUCAAGCUUUACAAUAAUAAUAGGCGCUCCAAAAGAUGAAGAAAAAGGGAAUUUCAGGAGAUUUUCAAGCAAGUAUUCACGAAAAUUGAUGAUCUCAUAUAAUAAUGAGGUUAUGAUUUUAGGAUUACUUGAUUGCUUGAAGAAUUUGGCAAUUGAAAGAACAGAUUGUCUAUAUAUUAUAGGUUUGGACCACAUCUUUUAUGAUCUAGUAAAUAGAAGACUGAAUGAACUGAAGCGUUUAGCAGUGCUUAAUCAGAAAGUAACAUUUCUUGUAAAUAUUUUGGAAUGUUCAUCAGAUUUAAGUUUCCACAACUUAGAGUUUCUACAAAUUAUUGGCAAUUCCAACUUGGUUGAAAUAUGUCAUGGUGAACCCUCAAUCCAGUCCUUCAAUAAGCUUAAAAUUUUGACUGUUAAUGGGUGCGACAGGUUGUUGAAUAUUGUUCCGAGUAAUUUGUUAUGGAACUUUCAAAGUCUUGAAUAUUUGAGUGUAGAUUGGUGUAAUUCAGUGCUCUCAUUAGAUGUUUCUCUUUUGUUUGAAUCACAGAAGACAGUGAUGAAGCUGGAGACGAAGAAGAAGAAGAAGGAGAAGAGGAAGGAUGAAAAUACAGCCACUCAGACUUGA
Messenger RNA from Mangifera indica (mango), 1335 nucleotides. Its product is annotated as disease resistance protein RPS2-like. The record is from RefSeq and is a predicted model, not a curated record. Gene Ontology annotation, molecular function: protein binding. The transcript is spliced from 2 exons. Lineage: Eukaryota; Viridiplantae; Streptophyta; Magnoliopsida; Sapindales; Anacardiaceae. Bases 1 to 1335 code for a protein of 444 amino acids.